ACAAACAGAGAGGGACGGUGAAGCGGAGCUGCCGUUGCGCACGAUACAAACCCUCCGUGACUCCAGACGGGUGCCGGUGUUCUCCCUCCGGUUCGGUUGGAUGUACUGUUCGGGGCGGCUGCUGCAGCUACAUGGAGGUAGAAUAGAGACUCUGCAUCAGGAAGGUCAGGAGCGGAGGAUUGAGUCCGCGGACGCGGGGAGGCACGGGCACCCUGACCGAAUACCGGGACCCCACCCGCGGCGCUGGAGCUCCCGGACCGUGACAGCUGUCAGCCAGAAAUACCGACCAGGAAGAUGAGGGAAGACCCGUCUGAUGAAGAAUAUCUAAAAGGAGGAUGCAUUGAAGGAUAAACACAAAAGGAGUGAAAAAGGAGGAGACUCAAUAGUGUAACCGAGGACAACAAAUGGAAACAGAAGGAUCAGUAAGAGGAGGGAGGGAAAUUUGAGGAGCUUUAUGAAAGAGGAGAAAUAGAAACAGAAAAACUUCUAAGGAGGGAAACCAUAUCAAGUAGACAGAUUGAAAGUGAGAGGAAGGAAGUCAUAAAGGACAAAGAAGCUGGAAGCUUCGGAAGGGUAGAAAGGAAAAGCAAGAGUCUGGUUGAGGGAGGAAAGAAACAUCUGGAUGGUCUCCACAGCGACAUCCAGCUGGUUACCCACCCUCCGAAGAUGGCUUCCAACUUCAACGACAUUGUCAAGCAAGGCUACGUGCGCAUGCGCAGCCGCAAACUGGGGAUCUAUCGGCGUUGCUGGCUGGUGUUUAAGAAGUCAUCCAGUAAAGGACCCCGUCGCUUGGAGAAAUACCCUGAUGAAAAGUCUGCCUACAUCAGAGCCUGUCCCAAGGUGACAGAAAUUAGUAAUGUCAAGAAUAUCACACGGUUGCCUCGGGAUACCAAGCGACAGGCCGUGGCUAUUGUGUUUACAGACGACACCUCACGUACCUUCACUUGUGAAUCAGAGCUGGAGGCAGAAGAUUGGUUCAAGACGCUGUCAAUUGAGUGUCUUGGCAUGCGGCUCAGUGACAUCAGUAUGGGAGAGCCUGACCUGCUGGCUGCUGGUGUGCAAUGUGAACACACGGAGCGUUUCAACGUGUUCCUUCUCCCCUGUCCCAACCUGGACAUCUAUGGGGAGUGCAUGAUGCAGAUCACCCAUGAGAACAUUUACCUGUGGGACAUUCACAACCCUCGCACAAAGCUAGUCACCUGGCCCCUCUGCUCCCUGCGGCGCUAUGGACGCGACGCGACCCGCUUCACCUUCGAAGCCGGACGGUGA
Paralichthys olivaceus (Japanese flounder) is the source of this 1269-nucleotide messenger RNA. The record is from RefSeq and is a predicted model, not a curated record. NCBI's taxonomy places the organism in Eukaryota, Metazoa, Chordata, Actinopteri, Pleuronectiformes, Paralichthyidae.